This is a messenger RNA of Laetiporus sulphureus 93-53, 2180 nucleotides long. Its product is annotated as PH-domain-containing protein. The transcript is spliced from 4 exons. The coding region runs from base 259 to 1701 and encodes 480 amino acids. The record is from RefSeq and is a predicted model, not a curated record. Lineage: Eukaryota; Fungi; Basidiomycota; Agaricomycetes; Polyporales; Laetiporaceae.
ACGUGCUGGUCGAGGCGCGUCUCAUCUCCAAGCUCUCUGUGCUCGAGCUCGAGCGACAGCUGCUGUUGCCCCCAUCGACAUCGCCCAUCGCAUUGACGACGAUACCAUCGCAUCCAUCUACCCACGUCAUGUCGCGUUCCGCCCCACCGCCCACGCCAUCCGAGGUGACGCGCAAGCUGUCCGUGCGCGCGAAGCUACCCCCCAAGGAAGUCCGCAGCACCUGGCCCCGUGUCGGGCACCGAGUCGGACUCGGACUCGAUGUUCUCGCCGGAUGCGCCCAGUGCGUCCGCGAGCGGUGCACUGCUCGGCGCGAGCCCGUCGCCGCACCCACCGUUGUCGUCCAUUGCGGAACGCAGGUCGUCCGCGGGCGAGGAGAGCGAGGAGGACGAGGACGAGGAGGGCGGGUGGCGCGCUGCAGACGUCACCGCGAAAGAGCGCGGGUCGCUCAAUGAGACCGUGCUCAUGAGCGGGUAUCUCUGGAAGAAGGGCGAGCGCAGGAAGACGUGGAAGAAGCGCUGGUUCGUCCUGCGUCCUGCACACCUCGCGUUCUACAAGACCAACGCGGAGUAUAAACUGCUGCGUCUACUCGACCUGACCGACGUGCACUCGUGCACGCCCGUGCUGCUGAAGAAGCAUGCGAAUACUUUUGGGCUCGUCUCGCCCACGCGCACGUUCUACCUCCAGGCGGAGAAUCCUCAGGAAGUGCAGGAAUGGGUAAAAGCUAUCAGCGACGCACGUAUAAAUCUUCUAAGUACUUCAACCGAGAACUCGGGCACCGCUCCCGUUCCGAUCCCUACCACACAUGAGCAGACCAAUGGUCCGUCGAGGGCGACGAACGCCGGAAACACCCACGUACCAGCCGCUUCGAGGCUCUCGCAGUCGCCUCAUGGGCAACACCUCACCUCUUCUGACUCAGAGGACGGGGAACGGCCCGCUCCUGCUGCUGCCACACACGCUUCUGCUGGCCACGAACCACAUCCGGCAAGGCAGUCCGGGACAGCCAAGGACUUGCCCAAGGCGAUUCUAUCCGGAUAUCUGAUGAAAUGCGGUUCGCGAAGACAUAAUUGGCACAAACGCUGGUUCGUGCUCAACGGGGAGAAGCUCAUCUAUUCCCGGAGCCACAUGGACACGAAGACGCACCGCGAAGUGCCUCUUGCGCAGAUCCUGGACGCGCUCGAGUACGACCUGCCGCCACACCGCCACACGCCAAGUAUGGCCGUGCCAGCGAGCACAUCGCCUCCGCAGGGCGGGGUGGGCGCGGACAACGGCGUGGAUGGACGCCACACGUUCAAGGUCGUGACGACCAAGCGGACGUUGCUGCUGUGCGCGCCUAGUGAGGAGGAGGAGAUCAAGUGGCUGAGUGCAGUGCGGGCGCUCAUCGCUCGCCGAUCGGGGCAGGGAGUAGUGCCCGGGGACGGUCCCGCUGUUAACCCAGCGAAGACAGCCGGGGCGCCUGCUGGUGCUCCGAACGCGGAGGUUUAUGGGCAGAACCACGGACACGGUGGCCAUCAGUAUCAUGCACAGGGUGGAAACACACUGCCUGGACAUGGCGCGGCGAGUGGCCACGCAGCGGCGGGAAAGAGACGAGACUCGUUUGCGAGACGACUGAGUCUGAGCGGGGGGAGCAUGUUCGCGAGCGCUGGGGCAGCCCCGCAGCAUGCGCUGCAGGGGCAGGAAGCGGCAUCUGAACGGCAAUCUUGAUGGGCUGGGGCUCGCUCGGACGCAGUGAGUGUAUCUCUGGCGGAGCACAGCUUCUCCGCUUCGAGAGGACGGAUCGGGGACGCUCGCUCGAGGAGGGCGAUACGAUACGAUAUGAUACGAUAUGAUACGACGCGUGGGCAUCGCGACAUUUUGGUUCCGAGAAACUGAGAAGGUGGACUGUAUUGUAGUACUAUGACACGACCUCUAAUGGGAUAGCAGUUACGGGAGGAAUUUGUCGUGGAGCGCAGUGGCUCGGCAUCAGCAACGGUGGGGCGAGUUCUAGCCACGCGCAUUGACAGGAUAUGAAACGAGGCGAUCCUUGUCUUGCUCGAGGGGGACAGGUGUUCCCAGCAGUCGGUGUCCUAUAACUGCUUAGCGGGACACGCGUGGACUGGAGUUCGUCGGAAGGAGGCCGCUCGAAGAUGAUGGACUUAUGCAUAGUGUGGUUGCAAGGAGCGAGGUGUCCGAGUAUCAAUUAC